This is a messenger RNA of Asterias rubens (European starfish), 1052 nucleotides long. RefSeq names its product proline-rich transmembrane protein 1-like. The transcript has 4 exons. Bases 94 to 633 code for a protein of 179 amino acids. NCBI's taxonomy places the organism in Eukaryota, Metazoa, Echinodermata, Asteroidea, Forcipulatida, Asteriidae. The record is from RefSeq and is a predicted model, not a curated record. Gene Ontology annotation, cellular component: membrane.
GGUUUUAGCACUGCGUCAAAUUAUUAUUUGUAGAUUCUGCUGCUCUGAAGAAGAACUGGACUAUAAUCUGUGGCUCUUGUAUUUACUUCCAAGAUGACUGGCGCUAAUGCAAUCCACGUUGCUGAGAAACCAAUGAGCAAGGAAGAGGAGGCACAACAACAACCUGCAGUUGAGAAUGGUGCGGCAGCCGUAGUUCUGCCACCGGCGGCAGCAGCCGGCCUGCCACCGUACUCAUCAGUCCUACUUCAACCGGUUGAACAAGGUCAAGGUUUCACUUCAGUUGCGUUCAACACACCGACGGCUGUUCCAGUUAAUACAGCUCCAGCGCCAGUAGAGAAAGCUCCCAGGGAUUAUUUGUACUUGGCUAUAUUCAGCACCAUUUGCUGCUUCUUUCCGGUUGGAAUAUUUGCCAUCGUCAAAUCAAGAGAUGUACAUAAGAAGUUCGGCCAGGGGCAAAGCAAGUCUGCCAACAAGGCGUCCCGCAAAGCUAAGUACCUGUCCAUUGCCGCUAUGAUCAUCGGCAUUCUCAUGUUCAUCGUUAUCGGGGCUGCUGUAUGGAACUACGAAGCACAUAUAAAUGAUGGUGUGGUAGAUAGUGACCAUCCAUUCAACGGUAUCAUUGAUGACGACUAGAAAAAAACACCUCGAGUGUUAAUAAAUAUCAUCAGGAAAAGAACAAAUAUUGUUGUUGGUAUUAUUAAUUAGAAGACAACGAAACGAUUGUUUUAUAAGCCUGAGUUUACUCUCUUUGAAGCUCAUAAAGAUGAUGGUGUGGCAGACAGUGACCAUCCUUUCAGUGGUAUCAUCGAUGAUGACUAUAGAAAAAAAAAUUUGUUCAGCUGCUUUAUUUACAACUCUUGAAUUCAUGGGGAAACUGUAAAACAACUUGUACAAAAAUGUACUGUUUUUAAACAGUUAUUAAUGCACGAUAGUUAUGAACGCACAACACUAAUUAUACCAACUAUUCUCUGUUGUCACUGAAGUUUGAGCACAUAAUGUCAUGAAAUUGUAAGAGGCUUCUUAAAUCUUAAACAAGAUUUUGCUUAUUAACU